Messenger RNA from Hemicordylus capensis (graceful crag lizard), 1573 nucleotides. It is a transcript of the gene ZUP1, whose product is annotated as zinc finger containing ubiquitin peptidase 1. NCBI's taxonomy places the organism in Eukaryota, Metazoa, Chordata, Lepidosauria, Squamata, Cordylidae. The record is from RefSeq and is a predicted model, not a curated record. The transcript is spliced from 9 exons. Bases 187 to 1440 code for a protein of 417 amino acids.
CGAGUGGACCGUUUAGGUUGCUGCUGGGGCACCCCCGCCCCGCCGGUUUUAAAAGGCAUCCCGCCGCUUUUAAUUUCUAAACACGGCGGGCUACUGCAAUUUGGUUUUUGGGUUUCGUUGCCGGGGAGUUGUGGCUGGCCGGGUUCCCGAGAGGCCGGCACUGACUGCGCUUGAGCGUAGCGGGAGAUGGACGUGUCCGGGAAAGCCCUGCAGGGACAGUGGCUUUCCCAGGGAGUCUCUUCGGCUGCGGCACCGGCUUCUUCCUCUCCUGCUCCCGAAAAUGGCCAGGGACUCUAUGAAUGCCCAAUGUGUCACCUUGUUUGUACUGAAUAUCCAGUUAUACAGGAACACGUUGAAUUGCACUUGGAGGAAUGCAGCUUUUUAGAAAGAAACUUGAGUGAUCUAGAAUUGGCAAAGCAUCUCCAGCAUGAGGAAGACAGGCAGAGAAGAGAAGCAGCAGCAAGACAAGAAAGAGAAGAUUUCCAAAAGCUACAGCAACAAUAUGGCUUGGAUGGUUCUGGAGGAUAUAAGCAGCAGUCUCUGAAGAAUAUGGAAAAAGAAGUGGCUUGGGGAAGAAUGCAGCCUUCUGAAUACCAUAAAAGAAAAGCUGGCAUGAUGGAAUCACUGGCUUUUGGCAUUGAUGAUGGAAAGACAAAGACUUCAGGAAUUACUGAAGCACUCUGCCACUACUAUCAAAAUGAAUGCAAAGACAUAAAGCAUGUGUGGCUUUCUAUGGGAGUGGAUCACUUCCAUUGUUCUUUAGGAGACAAAGGCUGGGGUUGUGGAUACAGGAACUUUCAAAUGCUCCUUUCUUCCCUUAUGAGAAACAGCGCCUAUAAAGAUUGCUUAAAAGAUAAUUCAUCAAUUCCUUGUAUUCCCAAAAUUCAGUCAUUGAUUGAAGAUGCCUGGAGAGAAGGUUUUGAUCCCCAAGGAGCUUCUCACUUCAACAGCAAGUUACAGGGAACUAAGGCAUGGAUAGGAGCAUGUGAAAUCUAUUCACUUUUAACUUCUUUUAGGCUAAAGUGUCAAAUCAUUGACUUUCACCAGUCAACUGGCCCUUCAGGAACACACCCUCGUUUGUUUGAGUGGGUACUGAACUACUAUUCUUCAGAUAAGGAGGGGUGUGCAAAGGUUGUGUGUACCUCCAAACCACCAAUCUACCUUCAGCACCAAGGUCAUAGUCGUACUAUUAUUGGGAUAGAAGAAAGGAAAAACCGAACAUUGUGCCUACUAAUUUUUGAUCCAGGCUGCCCCUCACAAGAAAUGCAAAAGCUCUUAAAAGGCAUUGAUGGGAACAGUCUCAGAUUGCUCCGUAGAUUUGUGGGCAGCUUAAAACAUAAACAGUACCAGCUAGUGUCCACGGAUGAUGUGUUGUCAGAGGAGGAAAAAAUGGCUCGUCGGCAGGCUUCUCAAUGUUUCACAGCUCAGAGGAUUCCCUGAAAGACUGAAUUCUGCAGUAUGCCAAAAAGGAAAGGUUGCAGGAGAGAGUUCUGUUUCAUUAGCACAGCUGUCUGAGCAAUGUACAUAUGUUCUUAAGCAUUUCAAAUAAACAUUGAAAAUUUUUUUAAAAGUC